GGAGACUGUUUCUGAGAGUGUAGAGAGUGGAGGACGAGAACCCAAUGCCAGCUGCCAACAUCAUGGAGAACCUCCAGCUACCCGCCCUGCAGGUGCCGGGGGAGUCUCAGGGAGCCCCCGAGGUCAGCCCAGUCUGGUCCAGCUCAUCCACUCCAACGCUUCGUCGGCGGAGAUUCAAGAUGCGCCGGAUGAAGAACGUGCAGGAGCAAAGUUUGGAGGGGGGCCUGGCCCCGGACUUGUCCAGCUCUCUGGCCCCUGGCAAGGAGUUUUUACAGUUGCCGUCCAUCGAGAUAACACCAUCCAGCGAUGAGGACACUCCCUGGUCCAACUGCUCCACACCCAGCGCCUCACCCCGCCGCAAACGCUUCCUCCUCCGAAAGUGGCUGCGGGUGAGGGAGCGCAAACAGUGCAGUGAGAGCAGCAGUCAGCAGAGCAGUCAACAGAGCAGCCAUGACGAUGAUUCCAGCCGGUUCCUGAGUCCCCGAGUACGGGAGGAGAGCACUGCCAGUAACUCCAACCGCAGCACGCCUGCCUGCUCCCCCAUCCUCCGCAAGCGGUCCCGCUCACCCACCCCACAGAACCCGGAGGGAGACACCAUGGUGGAGAAGGGCUCGGACCACUCCUCCGACAAGUCCCCAUCUACGCCGGAGCAGGGGGUACAGCGCAGCUGUUCUUCUCAGUCAGGACGGAGUGGCAGCAAGAAUUCCAAGAAAAGCCAGAGUUGGUAUAACGUCUUAAGCCCAACUUACAAGCAGCGGAAUGAAGACUUCAGAAAACUUUUCAAGCAACUUCCUGACACAGAGCGUCUCAUCGUUGAUUACUCAUGUGCGCUCCAAAGAGACAUUCUCCUCCAGGGCCGACUCUACCUCUCCGAAAAUUGGAUCUGUUUCUACAGCAACAUCUUCCGCUGGGAAACUCUGCUAACAGUGCGAUUGAAAGAUAUCUGCUCCAUGACGAAAGAAAAAACAGCCCGACUCAUUCCCAAUGCAAUCCAGGUUUGCACAGACACAGAAAAGCACUUUUUUACAUCCUUUGGGGCCCGAGAUAGGACGUACAUGAUGAUGUUCCGGUUAUGGCAGAACGCCCUCCUGGAGAAGCCCCUGUGUCCCAAGGAGCUGUGGCACUUUGUCCAUCAGUGUUAUGGAAAUGAACUGGGCCUGACCAGUGACGAUGAAGACUACGUGCCCCCAGAUGAUGACUUCAACACGAUGGGCUAUUGUGAGGAGCUCCCAGUAGAAGAGAAUGAGGUGAAUGACAGCUCCUCCAAAAGCAGCAUAGAGACCAAGCCAGAUGCCAGCCCACAGCUGCCGAAGAAAUCUAUCACCAACAGCACAUUGACCUCCACCGGAAGCAGUGAAGCCCCUGUCUCGUUUGAUGGAUUGCCCCUGGAAGAAGAAGUGGUGGAAGGGGAUGGCCCUCUGGAGAAGGAGCUCACGAUCGACAACAUCAUUGGGGAGAAAAUCGAGAUCCUUGCUCCAGUGAACUCACCCUCCUUGGAUUUCAAUGAUAAUGAGGAUAUUCCCACUGAGCUCAGUGAUUCAUCUGACACCCAUGAUGAAGGAGAAGUCCAAGCCUUCUAUGAAGACCUGAGCGGCCGGCAGUAUGUGAAUGAGGUCUUUAACUUCAGUGUUGACAAACUCUAUGACCUGCUCUUCACGGACUCUCCCUUUCAGAGGGAUUUCAUGGAGCAGCGACGCUUCUCUGAUAUCAUCUUUCAUCCGUGGAAAAAGGAGGACAAUGGAAACCAGAGUCGAGUGAUUCUCUACACCAUCACCCUCAACAACCCUCUGGCUCCCAAAACUGCCACUGUUACAGAGACCCAGACCAUGUACAAAGCCUGCCAGGAAAGCGAAUGCUACGUGAUAGAUGCUGAGGUGCUCACCCACGAUGUGCCAUACCAUGACUACUUCUAUACCAUCAACCGCUACACACUCACCCGCGUGGCUCGAAAUAAGAGCCGACUCAGGGUCUCCACAGAGCUGCGCUACAGAAAACAGCCCUGGGGGCUAGUGAAAACCUUCAUCGAGAAGAAUUUCUGGAGUGGGCUUGAGGAUUAUUUCCGCCAUUUGGAGAGUGAGUUGACAAAAACAGAGAGCACCUACCUGGCUGAGGUACACAGACAGUCUCCCAAAGAGAAGGCCAGCAAAGCCUCUGCUGUACGGAGGAGGAAGCGACCCCAUGCCCAUCUGAGGGUACCCCAUUUGGAGGAGGUUAUGAGCCCUGUCACUACUCCUACAGAUGAGGACGUGGGCCAUAGGAUCAAACACGUAGCAGGUUCUACCCAGACCCGGCACAUCCCUGAAGACACUCCUACUGGUGGCUUCCACCUCCAGAGUGUGUCCAAGCUGCUCCUCAUUAUCAGCUGUGUGAUCUGUUUCAGCCUGGUGCUGCUGGUGAUUCUCAACAUGAUGCUGUUCUACAAACUCUGGAUGCUGGAAUAUACCACCCAGACUCUCACUGCGUGGCAGGGCCUGAGACUCCAGGACAGGGGUCUGGGAGCACAGGACAGUCCUCUGAGCAUAACUCCAGCUGCCGGGGUGACCCUUCUUGUGCCCCACAGGUUACCGCAGUCCCAGACAGAAUGGGCUCAGCUCUUAGAAUCCCAACAAAAGUAUCAUGACACAGAGCUCCAAAAAUGGAGGGAGAUCAUCAAAUCCUCUGUGAUGCUUCUAGACCAGAUGAAGGACUCACUCAUCAACCUUCAGAAUGGCAUCAGAACCCGGGACUACUCAUCUGAAAAAGAGGAGAAGAGGAACCACUAUCAUUGACAAGGCAGGAAUAGGGGUGACUCCAGAGGCCUGUGCAAUACAUGUACAUAGACCAUAUAAAUAUAUAUAUAUAAAUAUAUAUAUAUACAGAAUAUAAAUAUAUAUUAUAUACAGAUUUUAAAAAAGAGAUAAUGCCUAUGUACUAGGGAGAAGGAGCAGGACUGCCUCCUGCACUGGCCGGAAAAGCAAUUUCUUUCGGUGGAGGGCAGGGGGCAGCUCCCAGCACCGACCCUCCCCAACCUUCUCUGUCCCUCCAGUCCUUCCAUCCCCACCCUUCCCUUGCUGGCCAUCCCUUGGCUGUUUGAAGGGAAGUGAAGUUGAGCCAAAGUCAUGCUUGGGCAGGCCCUGGGGUCUUGGAUAGGAGUCUCAAAGGGGCAUUGCUAUGGUGCUUCAUUCCCUGCCCUCUCUUUUUUUUUUUGGAAAAUUGGAAAAAAAAGGGGGGAUCCCUCUUUCCCCACCAUCCUAGCUUAUCCUGGAUGCCCAGAUGUGGGGGGCAGGGAUUCAGGCCUCCAACUGACAGAGGGGGCUCCACCUAUAUCCCACCAUGAAGGGCCACCAAGGAAAAGUGGACCUUCAGCCAGAUGGACAGGACAUGUUAAAUAUGCCAAAAGGCAGUAUUUGUGGGAUUUGUGGUGGGGUGGGAGGGUAUGGGAGUGGGCAGAGUGGGAGGGCUUUGAGACUGAAGAAUCCCUGAGAAUUCUUUGUCACUGCUGCCUCCCCUGAUCUUCAUUGGGGUCCUCCAGCUCAGAAUACACACGAGCUGGGGGAGCACAGGUCUCUCAUUUUUUACUCUCUCUGAUGUUCACUCAGGUUGGGUCUGUGUAAAAUUAAGUUGCUUUUGAGUGCCUGAAAUUCUGCUGUCCUCUUCCUCCUCCCACCCCCCACAAAAGAACAUUGUUUCUUAGAAUGUGUAAAACUUAAAUGAUUUUGUUAAGAACUUAUUUUUAUCGGUUUUAGGGCCAGAAGGAUGAAUAGUUCUAAUUCAAUUCACUUUGAGCCAAUGCUGUAAAAUACCCAGUUGGGGGUUGAAGUAGGGUGAGGGUGGGAAGAGGGGCUUGAGAAAAUGAAUAACAAGGUAAUGUAUAGGAACCAACAGGGCACAAAAAAACACUGCAAAAGCAUUGUGAAGAGGCCUGAGCCCAAGCUGACAUUUCUUGUCCUCGAAUGGUUGCCAGUGUUAUUUUUUUUACAUGCCCCUCCUCCCCCUGCAAUGUAGACCCAUGUUCAGUACAGAGAGAUUCUACUCUCUAGGUUGGGUUUUAUUUCUGGCAUGAAAGGAAGGAUCUACUUGACAGAGGGGAUGAGAACCAGGGGAGCAUCUCUUUCUCUUUGAUAGUCCCUCAUCUAGCUAGUAUUUAGGCUUCUGAAUAGAGGGGGAAUUGUUGGAGGAAAACUCCCUCUGGCCUUUGGGUCUGAGAGGCGUCAUGGAGUAAAGGGAUGAAGCUGGACUGGGGACUUGAGUCAUCACUGUGUUUUUUCUUAAGAACUGAAACAUUAGUCAGGCACGUGGACCAGAGGGAUGGAUAGUGUCCAAGCUUGGUGUGAGCUGGUAAGCUUCUUAGCUUGGAACACUAUCUAAUCUCUACCCCCAACCCCACUGUUUCCCCUUCUAAAUCCAAGGGAGUCCUGCCUGAAAUAGGCACAAUCCCAAGAGGAAUAUUGAACUGCAAAGGGAAAGGGACCAGCAGCAAGGCAGUGAGGAGGGCUCUUUAGAUGACAUAAACCUUCUGGGUCCUAGGAAGCAGGGAUCGCGGAAAUUCAUGAACAGAGUAUAUCGUAAAGAGAAGAUAGUUUUUAUUGAUCUCCUAUAUUGAUGUUUAACAAAUAGUGGACUUCUGUUUUCCCUGGUGGCCAGGGAGAGGGGGCUUUUGGACCUCCAUAAACCACAGCAUCCCAGGAAAUCCAACAGUAUGGGGAACUGACACAAAAUGUGCACAUCUCUACAGAGAUGACUCUUUCUGGGGCAGGGACACGCCCUAAUUUAGAAUGGGGUUGAGAAAGUUCAGAAUACUGGAUGAUACAUUCCCAGUAGGAAUGAGGAAAAGGGUCUCAGUUUCAUGCUGAGGUUGGUGUCUAUCCCUGCUCCACCCUCAGUGGACAGCCUGAGACUUAGGAUCUGGGGAGGUAAGAGUGCCUAGAAUCCCUUAGGAGGGUGGAUAUCCACAUAAGCCAGUGCGGCUUCAUGAAACACUGCCAAUCACCCAUUUAGCAGCUGUCAACUGAAGUCAUUUUUCUCUGGCCCAAUUAGGUGACCAGUAACUGAGUGGAAAAGGCUGGGCAAGGAACUUAUGAAUUCAUAGUAAAGGAGGGAGGUGGUUGAAUGGCCUGAAAUUAUUAAAAUCCGGAGUGGCCACAAGCCAAGAUUGCUCACGGGAGCUUUUGGGGAGCAAGAGUUAUAAAUUAUCUUAUUUAUUUUAUUUAUCAUUAUUUAUUUCAUUGAGAGCUGCUGCCUCCCCCUGGCUGUUGUGAGGUCUUUUCAAAUGGCUUCAGAAAGGUUCCUUGGGAGGAGGAUGAAGAUUCAUCCUCCCUGUUAAGCAAAGGGAAGAGGGCCACACACUGGAAUCUGCUCUUCCUUAAGCCUGCUGAGAUGCAUUAGACAGGAAGAUUGGCAUCAAGAGAAACAUUCUUGUUGUGUGUCUGAGGAGAUGAAGAGCUAGACAUAGGAAAUACCCAGGACCUUCCUGGUGAGUAGAAACCAGGAGAAAAUAUGUGACUUUUGGAGAAUUAUUUUGACUUCUUUGGGCCUCAGUUUCCUCAUCUGCAAAAUGAGAUUGUUGGACUAGACAUUCUUUAAAGCCAUUUCCAGUGCUAUGAUUCUAUGAUGCUAGGAAAGGCACCAACCUGGAUCCCUCCCUUCCCUGCAGCAGAAAGCCCAGUGGCUCCAAGGACUUCUCUUAUUCAACAGCCUUUGGAGGAGAAGGAACCUCAAGCCUUGCAGAUAAGAUAGUCUCCCUCCCUGAAGGCUGCUCAGCCUGGGCCACCCAAAGAAUAAUAGCAAAGGAAAUAACAUGGUACUUACUACUGGAUACUGUCAUCCUUGACCACUGUAGCCUCAGGCUGGUAGCUCUCUGCAAGGGGCAUUCACAACCACCACCUGCCUUAUUUCUUUUGAUUGGAGAUCCAUUUCCAAACAGAGAAGAAACUUGAUUUCAUGUAUUUCCUUUGGGGUCCUUCGGCAGUGGGGAGAGUCAGGGGUCAUGCUGGGACUACCUUUGUAGAUGGGUUCCUUAUGCCAAGGCUUUUGUAAAGGUUGUAGAUGGAGGAGGAGCAGCCACCAGGUGUAAACAGUUUAGAGGAAUGCAGUUGAAUCACCCAUGGAGACUAGCAAAGUGUGAUCCCUAGUUUAUUCUCUGUAGGAGAAUAGCCACUUGAAGUCUGCAACUUAGAAGCUGCCUCCAGGUUUCAUCAAGAGCCAGGGUCAAAGAGUUGUCAGUGUUUGAGGAGGAUAAGAUAAAGGAGCCUUUAAGGACAGACCCUGCUGGAUUGGGGCUUGGAGUUUUCCAGGGUUGCAGAGGAGUGUCAGGGUAAGGUAUUUAUCCUAACUGGCAGGAGUUGGGUGGGCUGUGAGAGAGUCCAGAGAGAUCAGUCUGUCUACUAGCUCAGUAUUCACCCCAGGACAUGUUUCCUCCCUCCUGACAUCAGUUUUUCUUUGUUUGAGAACAUUUACUCGAGAUUUCCCAUGAGUUAAGAGAGGCUGAUGGGUUCAGUGAAGUCCUCCCUCCCUGGAGGAAGCUUUGGGGAUAUUCCUCCUCUUUGGAAAUCCCCAUCCCCAUCUCUUCCACUACUUCCUUCAUCUCCUCUUCUCAUACUCACCCCCCCCCAAAAAAAAACAACCAACCCCACCCAAACCCACUUAAGGGUUUGAUUUAACUGUGAAGUGCUCACAGGAGCCUCCAGAGAAUGGAGAACUUCAGGGCAUAGUACCUAAGAAACUGGAGCGGAGGAAGGAGACUGAACAACCUUCAGUGAAGCAUUGAGUUAGGAGUAGGCAGGUGGCUCCUUUCUUAGAUUGUGCCUCAGGUUCCAGAGACAGCAGCUCGAGGAUGAGAUCUAGGGAAGGGGCUAGGGAAGGAAUAUUUGUGAUCCCCCAAAAGAUUCUUUCCGUGCCAUAUCAUGCUGCUUAUCUAGACGUGCACGGCAGCCAAAGCUAGUCCUUCCCUUACCUUAAUCCUUACAGAGAUAGUACCCUCUUUUCCAGGUGUCUGGGAUAUGGACUUCCCACCCCCACCUCCCUUCAAAAGAUCUCUUCCCCUGGUGAUUCCUCUUAACGCCAGUGCUCCCUUACUGUGUCUCUAGGCUAUGAGACAAUCACCCCCUCCCCCUUAUCAUUCUCCCUUAUUUAGGCAGGCUGGUCCCGCUUCCCUUCACCUCUAUGUUUCCUUCCAGAUGUGAUUUUGGUUCUGAGAGGAACAUUAUUCUGGAAGGCCACCUUUUUAACCAUCUUGCUUUCCUAGUGUGAAAGCAGGAAUUUUGCACAUGGCGUAGAGAGCUCUCCUCCCCCCUCCUCUCUGCCCAGCCUCGUUACCUCACUCCUCCUGCCCCGGCUGGUGGCGUCUGCGACAAGACCAGGCCGGAUCUACUCCUUGCACCCAAACCCCAACCCCCAGCCCAUGUUCCAUGUGGCAAGCACAGCUCAGGGGUCUUGGGCAUUGUUUUCCGUUGCAACUCAUGGUCCUCUCCAGGCCUGGGAACCUGGACCAGAGUCGCGGCUGCUAGUGAGAAGCACCUCUCCCGCCAAGGGUAGCUGAUGCCAGACUAUCUCCCCCACAUGUGAAAGCUAAAAGAACAUUUUCUUGCCUCUUUUGCCCCCUGCCUUUGGCCCCCUGCUCUUCACAAUACAACGUGGCACUUUGCAGAAUCAAUAUGGCGGCCUCUGCGCAAGGUGGGAAGCCUGGGUAGCAGCUGGGGAGCCCAUCCUGGACUUAGUAGCCAGUGGCAUUGCGCACGUAGGGAAAGCAGCAUUUUUGCCAAGCCAUCCUGCGUGGAUCCCAGCUCUUCCUUGCCCCACACUCUAUGGGCCGGCCCAGAAUUUGCAUGGACCAUCUUCCCCAACCCAAGGUGCUUUUGUUGUUCCCCACUCACCCUGGGCCCCUAGUUGAAGAGGGGAGAGGUGGAGAGGCUACAGCUGCCUCCGGGGCAACCCUGGAAGUAUGUGGGGUGGGGUGCCUGGGAAGGGGGAAGAAUGCUGGUUUGAAUACAGUCAGGUUGUCUGGCUGUCUUUUGUUUGGUUCUAUAAUUGUACUUUUUGCCUGGCGCUGUGCGCAAGGUAUGAAACCGGAAACUUACUGCUAGAACCUAGAAACAUACAAGGCUACUCAGCCAAAUCUUAAUGUAAAGUAGCUAGAGCCAUGGAAGUAUGGUAUGAAUUAAAGGGAAAAAAGUAUUGAACAAACUAA
Messenger RNA from Trichosurus vulpecula (common brushtail), 8164 nucleotides. RefSeq names its product GRAM domain containing 1B (gene GRAMD1B). Gene Ontology annotation, cellular component: endoplasmic reticulum-plasma membrane contact site; plasma membrane; endoplasmic reticulum membrane. The transcript is spliced from 21 exons. NCBI's taxonomy places the organism in Eukaryota, Metazoa, Chordata, Mammalia, Diprotodontia, Phalangeridae. The record is from RefSeq and is a predicted model, not a curated record. Gene Ontology annotation, molecular function: sterol binding; sterol transfer activity. The coding region runs from base 45 to 2768 and encodes 907 amino acids. Gene Ontology annotation, biological process: intracellular sterol transport.